Molecule: messenger RNA, 2566 nt
Organism: Notolabrus celidotus (New Zealand spotty)
Lineage: Eukaryota; Metazoa; Chordata; Actinopteri; Labriformes; Labridae
Gene: csrnp3
Product: cysteine-serine-rich nuclear protein 3
Exons: 6
Coding region: 417-2276 (619 amino acids)
Biological process (GO): regulation of transcription by RNA polymerase II
Cellular component (GO): nucleus
Molecular function (GO): DNA-binding transcription factor activity, RNA polymerase II-specific; sequence-specific DNA binding
Source: RefSeq, a predicted model, not a curated record
UGGGAGCACAUGAGUCCACAUUGGAGCAGCCCACAGUGAGCACGCAGACAGGCAGCAGCUCUGCGGCUCAUUCCUGCUUCAGCACACCGCGGAUUGGGCGGAGGGAGUCACGUUGUGCGUGAAGCUGUCAGUCAGAUGCUGCACCAUUGUUCCCCGAGCAGCCGGAAGGAGAGCAUGUUAAAGCUCUGUUGAGGUGACAAUAGUGCCGGUUGGUGUUACACCAUUCAGAAAUCUGUUUAAUUUUUACUGACCUGAGGAGGGAGGAUUUCCGCAGUAGGAACCCGUGACAUGCUUUAGGGAGGAAACUGUGAAGUCCAUUCAAAGAGGGGCGUCAUUGACUGACUGGAUGAUAGUAACGAAAUGAAUGAACCAAGAAGUGUUCCUGCAGUGUAACAAAUUUCUCACGAAAGGUGCAGAUGCAGCGGACCAUGAGCGGAAUACUGAAGAGGAAAUUUGAGGAGGUGGAAGCCUCCUCCUCCCCGUGCUCUUCCUUGCGGGAGUCUGAUGAUGAGGCCUCCUGCAGCGAGAGCGGGGAUAGCAGUGACAGUGUCAACCCCUCUGCCUCGGGCCCCUUCACCCCCAACUCAAUACUGAAGAGAGAGAAACGCCUCCGGACAAGGAGGGUGCAUUUCGAGAAUGUGACGGUGUACUACUUCAGCCGGCGGCAGGGCUUCACCAGCGUGCCCAGCCAGGGAGGCAGCACACUGGGCAUGUCCAACAGGCACAGCUGGAUCCGGCAGUACUCCCUGGGUGAGUUUGCCCUGGAGCAGGAGAGGAUCCACAGAGAUAUGCUCAGAGAUCACCUGAAGGAGGAGAAACUCAACUCAAUCAAACUCAAGCUGACUAAGAACGGCACUGUGGAGUCUGAAGAGGCCAACACGCUCACAGCGGAAGACAUCUCUGACGAUGACAUCGAUCUGGACAACACAGAGGUAGACGAGUACUUCUUCCUGCAGCCGCUUACCACUAAAAAGCGACGGGCACUGCUGCGCUCCUCCGGGGUAAAGAAGAUUGACGUGGAAGAGAAACAUGAACUGCGGGCUAUCAGGAUGUCCAGAGAGGACUGUGGUUGUGAUUGUAGAGUCUUCUGUGACCCAGAGACCUGUGCCUGCAGCAUCGCAGAGAUCAAAUGCCAGGUGGACCGUAUGUCGUUUCCGUGUGGCUGCAGCAAAGAAGGAUGCAGCAAUUCAACAGGGAGAGUGGAGUUUAACCCUAUCCGUGUUCGAACCCAUUUCUUGCACACCAUUAUGAAGCUGGAACUUGAAAAGAGUCGUGAGCAGCAGCAGGUUCCUCCCACCAACUGUUAUCACGGUGAAAACAACGACCUGGGAAGCGGAAACUCUUUGGUCCAGUCCCAGCAAAGGUUGGAGUACUCUCUGUCGGACGCUGUUCCACAAUCGGCUGCAAUGCACCUGCAAGCCCCAGACAAUAUGGAGGAGACGCUAGAUGAAGAGGAAGAUGAGGAAGAAGAUGAAGAUGAUGAUGAAGAGGAGGAAGAGGAAGAGGAGAAUGAAGAUGACGAGGAGGAUGAAGAGGAUAGCAGUAGUGUUUGUAGCGCUCUAUCCGACUCCAGCACGCAGAGCCUAGCAAACAGCGACUCUGAGGAUGAGGAGGAGGAGGAUGAGGAUGAAGAGAAGUCUGAGAACUUGGCAAACCAAUCAGUGACUCAUUCAGAGGUGGUCCCGUUGUCUUCGGCAUUGUGUUACAGUGAAGUGACGCAUGAGAACCAUAUUAAUGGAAACAGUUAUUUAAUUAACUCUUCCUCAGCUGAGUACUACCAGCUUGGGAGCUCCAAUGUCAUCGCUAACGGUCAAACCAGUCAAUCCAGUGAACCCUACGGGGAAGCCUUAGCAUUCCAAGAUUCCAACAGCACGACCGACGGUGGCAUGCCACAAGGACCAUUCAACAUGUCUACCAAGCAGUACACAGACUACCCUAAUCAGGCUGAGCAACAAUACACCAAUGCUAAUGCUAAUCACCAUUUCACUCUGACCAACGGUUCUCCCACUACGCCAUUGACCAGCUACACAACCGAUACGGAGAAGAAGGUGUCCAAGGUGGCAUUCGUGGAGCAGCCUGAAAACCAGAACCAGACCCAGUUUCAGAACUACCUGAACAAUAACACGCAGGGUUCAUACAGCAGCUUGUGUUCAACAGCCGAACAGCAACAGCAGGAGUCCAGUAUUAAUAAUGGCCAUUCUGACCUGACCUUACUAGCAAACAACGCUAAGAACCUUCCUUUACCAGACCAUUGCCCUGAGGUCACAGCAAUUUAGUGGGUCUCCCCUUUCAAAGUGUUCUUGCAUUAUUAUGUCUUAACUUGAGCCUGACCAUGUGGCAUUUCAAGGGAGCAUAAUCAUGGCCUUUUUGCAUUAUUUGACCUUCAAUUUCGAAGCAGUUGACACCCCUGUAGUACAUUUACAUCUGUUACUAAAAAGCCACUGACCAUAUUCAAACAGCGGUCAUUUUCCUCUGACAUUGUACGAGGGAUGAGAAGCUCAAAUGCUGCUAUAAUAUUGUACAGCUGUGUCCUAGGAUGUAUAUUGAAUAAAUACUGUUAAAGUGA